Lachancea dasiensis is the source of this 309-nucleotide messenger RNA. NCBI's taxonomy places the organism in Eukaryota, Fungi, Ascomycota, Saccharomycetes, Saccharomycetales, Saccharomycetaceae. The record is from the annotation of a GenBank genome assembly.
AUGAGUAGCCAGCAACUCCCUUCCCAGGAGCUCAACAAGGCCAAACCGGCUCACUCGAAUUCGGUUCCUGAUCUAAAGGGUCCUGCAAGCGCAGUACUUCAGCCCGCCACAAAUAAGGUGGAGGCACCGAGUAAUCAAAAGGCUUCACAAGACAUCGCAGAUUUGAUGGGAUUUUCUGGGUUUGAAUCGACGAAGAACAAGAAAGUCCAACCAAAAAAUUCGGGCGGUAAGCGAGUGGUAAAAAAGGCGAAUAAAGGUGCUAAAUAUAGACAGUACGUUAAUAGGAAAGACAAGAAGUUAAUCCAGUGA